ACGACCAUAGCAGGUGUUUAUGCACUAGAGAGCACUCUUCAUUCUUCAAGGAUCAAACAUAUAUGGCUACACUAACUACUGCUUUCGUCCCUUCUAAGCUUAACCCAUUGCAUUCGGGGUACCAAGUCUCUCCAUUUGCACACAUAACACCACUAAGGAAGAAAAUUAACCAACCAGUUGCUAGAUUGUUUGGGCCAGCCAUCUUUGAAGUGUCGAAGUUGGAGGUUUUAUUCUUAGGAAUGGACCAAAAGAAACACCCCGCGGAUCUUCCAAGGACUUACACGCUAACCCAUUCUGACAUUACCUCUAAAAUCACUCUCUCCAUCUCGCAGACCAUAAACAACUCUCAGGGUAUGCCACAACUAAUGGAUGGUGGCUGUGACUCCUACAAAAACAGAGCAUGGACCAACACCGGCCUCGACACACGACAGUUGCAAGGGUGGUACAAUAAAUUACAAAGGGAUGAAGUGGUAGCACAUUGGAGGAAAAUAAAGGGGAAAAUGUCUCUGCACGUUCACCUCCAUGUCAGUGGAGGCCAUUUUCUAUUAGAUAUGUGUGCUAGCAUUAGAUACUUCAUCUUCCGCAAAGAGCUUCCAGUGGUAUUGAACGCCUUCAGUCACGGUGAUAAAAACUUGUUCAAGGACUACCCAGAAUUGCAUGAUGCAUUGGUUUGGGUUUACUUUCACUCAAAUAUUUCAGAAUUCAACAAGGUAGAAUGUUGGGGUCCAUUGAAAGAUGCAUGUGCAUUCCCGAGUGGGUCCCAUGAAGUAGUUAUCGAUGGUGCACCACAGUCGUGCCAAGAAAAUUGUGAAUGUUGCUUUAUACCGAUGAGCUCAAUCACAUGGUCUCAAGAGCUUCUUGGGCACGAUCGAGCAUGAAAUCUUGUGAUGGGAUUAGGAAUUACCCCACACAACUUGUAAUGUUUCAAAGCUAAAAUUACUGGAACUGUUUUCUUUUUUUCGGCAUUCAA
Molecule: messenger RNA, 970 nt
Organism: Glycine soja
Lineage: Eukaryota; Viridiplantae; Streptophyta; Magnoliopsida; Fabales; Fabaceae
Product: protein STAY-GREEN homolog, chloroplastic-like
Exons: 5
Coding region: 63-878 (271 amino acids)
Source: RefSeq, a predicted model, not a curated record